Molecule: messenger RNA, 1891 nt
Organism: Drosophila sechellia
Lineage: Eukaryota; Metazoa; Arthropoda; Insecta; Diptera; Drosophilidae
Product: organic cation transporter protein
Biological process (GO): transmembrane transport
Cellular component (GO): membrane
Molecular function (GO): transmembrane transporter activity
Source: RefSeq, a predicted model, not a curated record
AAUCCGGAACGGGUUUCGCCUGCGUUCACUAACCCCGAACCCUUUAAAACGUUUGGCUUGGGACUAAAAAACCGAUAUUGAGAACCUGCUGGCGAUUAGUUGACUACCCAAACGCCUCCAUAAAUGUGGGAUUCCUCAGAUAUGCGCUUAUCAUAGCACUGCGAACGCCGCUAAAGUUGGGAACUGCUAAAAUCUGAUAACGGCAGCAUGGAUUUCGAGGAGAUUCUGGCCAAGUGCGGCAACAGUAGUCGUUAUCAGUUCGUACUGCUGGCGCUUUAUGGCUACCUAAUGGUCGUCGUUUCGAUGCACUAUUUCUCGCAAAACGUCAUCAGUUUUGUGCCCGAUCAUUGGUGUUAUCACGAGCAGCUGGAGAAUCGCAGUUUCGCUGAAAUCGAGAAGAUAUAUUCUCAGUUCGAAAAGCCCUCGUGCACGCGGCUGGAGAAGAUCGAUCAGGAUGGGCAGAAUCACACGCUCAGUACGGAGCUCUGCAAUCGGUGGAUCUAUAAGUACGACUUUGGGUACAAAAGUAUGAAUUCAGAGCUAAACUGGGUCUGCGAUGAGGCCUAUAAAGCCCGAGUGGGUCAGUCGCUUUUCUUUGUGGGCUCGGUGUGCGGAACUUUGGCUUUCGGCCUGCUUGGUGAUCGAAUAGGACGCAUUAAGGCCUUGAUUUUGGCCAAUUGGUGUGGCUUCUUGGGCGAUUUCUCAACCAUAUUCGCUGACAGCCUGACAUCUUUCUCGAUCUCAUGUACAUACUGAGUAAGUAAUUGGAGUUCAUAUUCAAUGACUAGUUUAAUUGGGUCUUUCUGGACAGUUCUCGAAUACGUUUCACCCUCUUUGAGAAAUGUGGGUCUAAAUACAGUUUUGGGCAGUUUUUACUGUCUUGGCCUGAUCGGAGCCUGCUGGCUAGCUUUCUGGGUGGGCCACUGGCGCAUCUUUCUGGCUUGUUCCUCGGUUCCGCUGCUGCUGGUUACGCUGUUCUACUUUCUCGUCCAGGAGAGCGCCCAAUGGCUGGUCACUCGAAACGAUGUCGAUGGAGCCAUUAGGCGAUUGAAGCGCGUGGCCAAGAUCAAUCGACGCCAGGUGGCCGACGAAGACUUCAAGGAUUUUCGCAGCUACUGCGAGCAGCACUAUCGCAAGGAUAACGACAGGGAGGAGCACGCAAAGUUGCUGGACAUGCUGAAAACGCCGCGCAUGCGCAGUACGGCAUUUAAACUGCUGCUUAUAUUUAUAAUCAUCGUUCCCUGCUACAACACUAUCGCUCGCAAUGUUGAGGGUCUCGGCAUUUCGCCCUUCAUUAUGUUUUCCCUAAACGCGCUGACCCUGCCACCCUCAGGUUAUUUACAGGGUCUGCUCCAGGAUCGAAUGGGUCGCAAGGCCACCGCAGUGGGUUAUGGAAACAAUCGAAAUGUACUGCUGCUGGUGGGUCUAACAAUGGCGGCCAGAUUUGGAGUUUCCAUUGCCGAUGGCGCCAGUUCUCAGUUCUCCACGGAACUAAUCCCCACCAGCGUGCGGGGAAGGGGUGUGGCCGUGGUGCACGUGGCUGGAUUUGCCGCCUCCUUCCUUUCCCCGUACAUCCUUCACCUGGGCACCUACUUCAAGCCAGCUCCAUCGAUCAUUUUGGGUCUGCUCUUCCUAUCCGGAGCCUAUGUGUGCCUGCUGCUGCCAGAGACUCGCAAUAAGAAGCUUCCAAUGUCCUUGGCCGAAGGAGAAGAGUUCGGUCGUGGAGAAGGCAUAUUUGACUUUCUUCGUUAUAUGUUUAAAGGGGAAGGCAGUAAAUCAGAGCUGGAAAUGGGUCCCACCAUUGUUGAGGAGGACACUCUGAUCAAUAAGCCUGUUCAGCAGUAAGUGCUGUUGUUAUAUAAAAUAUAUGUAAUAAAAAAUAUAUCGUUAA